Messenger RNA from Hyphopichia burtonii NRRL Y-1933, 1662 nucleotides. RefSeq names its product glucose-6-phosphate isomerase (gene PGI1). The transcript has a single exon. The coding region runs from base 1 to 1662 and encodes 553 amino acids. Gene Ontology annotation, cellular component: cytosol. Gene Ontology annotation, molecular function: monosaccharide binding; glucose-6-phosphate isomerase activity; carbohydrate derivative binding. Gene Ontology annotation, biological process: gluconeogenesis; glycolytic process; glucose 6-phosphate metabolic process. Lineage: Eukaryota; Fungi; Ascomycota; Pichiomycetes; Serinales; Debaryomycetaceae. The record is from RefSeq and is a predicted model, not a curated record.
AUGGCUACUUACUCUGAUUUUAAAUUGACUACUGAGUUACCAAGCUACCAAGCUUUGGAAAAGCUUUACAAGCAAUCUGGGAAAGACUUCAAAGUUGCUGAAGCUUUCCAAAAAGAUCCAAAAAGAUUUGAAAAAUACUCAAAGACCUUUGCCAACUUUGACGAUUCUAAAAUUUUAUUUGAUUUUUCUAAGAAUUUAAUUGAUGACGAAAUUUUAUCUCAUUUGAUUCAAUUGGCUAAAGAUGCUAAGGUUGAAGCUUUAAGAGAUGAAAUGUUUGCUGGUGCUCCCAUUAACUCUACUGAAGGUAGAGCUGUUUACCACGUUGCUUUAAGAAAUAGAUCUUUGAAACCAAUGAAGGUUGAUGGUGAAGAUACUGCUCCAGAAGUUGAUUCUGUUUUACAACAUAUGAAGGAAUUUUCAGAUGAAGUUAGAUCUGGUAAAUGGACCGGUUACACCGGUAAAAGAAUCACCGAUGUUGUUAAUAUCGGUAUUGGUGGUUCUGACUUGGGUCCAGUUAUGGUCACUGAAGCUUUGAAAGCUUACUCUCAGCCAGGCUUAAACGUUCAUUUUGUUUCAAACAUUGAUGGUACUCAUUUAGCUGAAACUUUAAAACCAUUAAACCCAGAAUCCACUUUAUUUUUAGUUGCUUCUAAAACUUUCACCACUGCUGAAACUACCACCAAUGCUAACUCUGCUAAAAAAUGGUUUUUAGAUACUGCUAAAGAUUCUGCCCAUAUUGCUAAACAUUUUGCCGCUUUAUCUACUAACGCUGAAGAAGUUUCUAAAUUCGGUAUUGAUACUAAAAAUAUGUUUGGUUUCGAAAGUUGGGUUGGUGGUCGUUACUCCGUUUGGUCUGCCAUUGGUCUUUCUGUUGCCAUUUAUAUCGGGUUUGAUAACUUUAACGACUUUUUAAAAGGUGCUGAAGCUUUAGAUCAACAUUUUGUUGAAACUCCUUUGGAAAAUAAUAUUCCAGUUUUGGGUGCUUUAUUAUCUGUUUGGUAUAAUAAUUUCCAUGGUGCUCAAACUCACUUGGUUGCUCCAUUUGAUCAAUACUUACAUAGAUUCCCAGCUUAUUUACAACAAUUAUCAAUGGAAUCUAAUGGUAAAUCGGUCACUAGAGGUAAUGCCUUUACUAAUUAUCAAACUGGUACCAUCCUUUUCGGUGAACCUGCUACCAACGCUCAACAUUCUUUCUUCCAAUUGGUUCAUCAAGGUACUAAAUUAAUCCCAGCUGAUUUCAUCUUGGCUGCUCAAUCUCAUAACCCAAUCGAAAAUAACUUACACCAAAGAAUGUUGGCUUCUAAUUUCUUUGCUCAAGCUGAAGCUUUAAUGGUUGGUAAAGAUGAAAAACAAGUUGAAUCUGAAGGUGCUAAAGGUGGUUUGAUUCCUCACAAAGUCUUCUCUGGUAACAGACCGACUACUUCCAUCUUAGCCCAAAAAAUCACCCCAGCUGCUUUAGGUGCUUUAAUUGCCUACUACGAACAUCUCACUUUUGUUGAAGGUGCUAUCUGGAACAUCAAUUCUUUCGACCAAUGGGGGGUUGAAUUAGGUAAAGUCUUGGCCAAGGUUAUCGGUAAAGAAUUAGAUACUACUGAAAAAGUCUCUACUCAUGAUGAUUCCACCAAGGGUUUGAUUAACCAAUUCAAAGAAUGGUCUUCUUAA